GUUCUUGCUGCUUGACAUCUUGCGAGAAAAACAUUGGUCCCUGUUUUCUCGACUUGUUUAUUUCAUUCUCAAUUCAACUUUAUCAAUUCAAUCAAUCAUAGGUACAGAAAUAACAAUUCUUAAUCCUAAAUUUACAUACUAAGGUGGAAUUUAUAUAAUCACAAAAAAUAUUUUCUACUUCAAAAGCAGACUAACAGAAAGAAGCUCUCAAAACUCAAAAGUUUCAUUUUUAUGAAAUAAUAGUCAUAGUAAUUGUUUAUUUCACUAGCUCAGUGAACGCUGAUUUAUAAUUUAACAAUGAAAGAAAAGCGAAAAAAGGAGAAACGAAGCAAGAAACAUAAAGAAAAAAAGAAAGAUCGAAAAGAAAAAAGUCAUCGCCACAGAAGUUCAAGUUCAAGUAGUUAUAAUAGUGAUGAAUGGGUAGAAAAAGAAACUAACUCAUCAAAUGCAACAGAGCGAGAAGACUGGAUGUCUAUGACUGGAAUGUUGAAAACCUACACAAAACAUGAUAUUAAACCUAAAAAAGAAGAAAAGAAAACUCAUAUUGAUUCAUACAACCCUGCUACAAGCAGCAGAGAACUAAACCCCUACUGGAAAGAUGGGGGUUCAGGUUUGCCUCAACAUCCAGAUAGUUUCAGGAAAUCCAGGCAGUUUCUCAAGCCUGCCGACGAUGAUGAUUAUUACUAUUCUAGAUCAUCUUCAUCAAAGCAAGAUUACAAAAGUUCUAAAGAUAAACAAAAUGUAAGUACAAGUGAUAUAUAUAAAAGCCCUAAUGAUUCUUAUAGAUCAUAUAACUGGAAGAAACUGACUGACAAACCAAAAUCACCCAAUAAAGACUGUGCAGUUACACCCAGCCAAAGUACAAAUGUUGAAAAUAAGGAAAGGAAAAAGGAAAACUUAUAUCUAAGUGACGAAAAAAUGAAUAAAUUAGGAGCUAAAAUAGUGAAAGCAGAAAUAAUGGGUGAUAUGAAGCUAGUGGAAGAGUUAAAAGCUAAGUUGGAAGCUGCGCGAGAGUAUAGGAAGAACAAUCCGGAUGCUGGUGAGGAGAAGGAGGCUGAAGGCAUAAUGCUAAUGUCCACAAGUAGUACGGGUAACAGCAGACCACUCACUAAAGAGCAUGGAGACUCUAGAAGCAAAGGAGGAAAGAGGAAAGCUGAAACACAUGUUUCUGGCGAACGAAUGAAAUACUUUGGCAAUGAUGAUAAAUAUAAUUUGGCACAAAUGUUCCAACAGGAGAAAUAUGGUAAUAAUUAUGAUGAUGAAGAACAGUUAGCUAAAAUUGCUGCCAAAAAUACAAAUCCAAAUGAUGACCUUGAAGACAUUUUUGUGGAUGAAAUAUCAAAGAACAGGAAUGAUGCCAAGGACAGCGAAAGAGAGAGACAGAGAGCUAUUAACCAGCAUACCAGGAUAGAAAAGUCAAUAGAAGGUUGUGAAUAUUGUGUUGACUCCAAGAAUAUGUUGAAGCACCUCAUGGUGAGUUGUGCGAGUAAAGUGUACCUGGCAUUACCAGCGAGAAAAUCUCUGGUUACUGGACAUUGUGUUAUUACUACUAUACAACAUUCAACAUGUGUCACUGCUCUGGACGAAGAUGUUUGGGAGGAAGUUCUGAUUUAUAGAAAAGCACUAACACAAUACUUCAACUCUCAAGAUAUGGAUGUGGUUUUUUAUGAGACAGCAACUAGACUGCACAGAUUUCCACAUAUGGUAAUAAACUGCGUGCCAAUGCCUAGAGACGUUGGUGAUGUAGCCGCCAUCUACUUCAAAAAGGCAUUGUUAGAAUGCGAAGCUGAGUGGUCCAUGAAUAAGAAAGUAGUUGAGCUAAAAGGAAAAGAUAUCCGGAAGGGUAUUCCUAAAGGAUUGCCUUAUUUUUGGAUUGAUUUUGCAAUGGAUCCAGGAUUUGCACAUGUUAUAGAAGACCAACAGUUGUUCCCUAAAACUUUUGCUGAGGAAGUAAUAGCUGGUAUAUUAGACCUGGAACACAGUACAUGGAAAAACCCUCGCAAGGACUAUGGUGAUGUUCAAAGGAAGAAAGUUUUAGAUUUCGUAAAAGAGUGGAAACCUUUUGAUCCAUUUAUAAAAUAAAUUAUGGUACAUUGGUAUCAAAAACAUAAAUAUAACAUUCAACAUGUGUAAUAGUGACUUGUCCAUACUUUUUAUUAUUGAACAAUAUGAUAAAAAAGGCUUGUGUAUUUUGUAAAAUAUAUUUGAUCCUUAUAACAAUAAAUUACUUUAUCAAGUA
Molecule: messenger RNA, 2239 nt
Organism: Plodia interpunctella (Indianmeal moth)
Lineage: Eukaryota; Metazoa; Arthropoda; Insecta; Lepidoptera; Pyralidae
Exons: 5
Coding region: 298-2082 (594 amino acids)
Biological process (GO): mRNA splicing, via spliceosome
Cellular component (GO): post-mRNA release spliceosomal complex
Source: RefSeq, a predicted model, not a curated record